This is a messenger RNA of Neurospora tetraspora, 1500 nucleotides long. RefSeq names its product histone deacetylase phd1. Gene Ontology annotation, molecular function: histone deacetylase activity. The coding region runs from base 1 to 1500 and encodes 499 amino acids. The transcript has a single exon. Lineage: Eukaryota; Fungi; Ascomycota; Sordariomycetes; Sordariales; Sordariaceae. The record is from RefSeq and is a predicted model, not a curated record. Gene Ontology annotation, cellular component: nucleus; Rpd3L-Expanded complex.
AUGGACACCUUGCAGUCGCUACAAUGGAGGCCGCCAAAACCAAACUAUCUCCCUCACGAUGUCGAGGUCGAUGAGCCGAUCGUGGAUGUCUACAAGCCCCCGAUCCCCAUGGACAAGGCCAGCGAUAGGGAAAACGCCGAGUACUACGCCCACAUGAAGCGCAUGGCCCACGAAUACAACAUCACCCGCCCCAAGGGAUACACGGUCUCGUACCACUUCAACCCCGACAUGGAGCCUCACCACUUCGGCCUGACACACCCCAUGAAGCCCUUCCGUCUGACCCUCACCAAGAGUCUUGUCACCGCCUACGGCAUGAACUUUGCCAUGGACAACUACAACACCAGGAUAGCCACGUACGAAGAGCUUAACUCGUUCCAUACCAGCGACUAUCUCGACUACCUGCACAUGACACCACCCGAAGAGAUGCCCCGUGAUAUUGACAAUCCCGACAAGGAAGUCAAAUUCAACCUCGGGGGCUCCGACUGUCCCCUCUUCCACGGCCUCUACGACUAUUGUUCCAUGUCUGCCGGCAGCUCCCUGGACGCCGCCCGCAAAAUCUGCAACAAGCAGUCCGACAUUGCCAUUGCCUGGGGCGGCGGUCUUCACCACGCCAAAAAGUCCGAGGCCUCAGGCUUCUGCUACAUCAACGACAUUGUCAUUGCCAUCCUCCAGCUCCUGCGCUGCUAUCCACGAGUGCUCUAUAUCGACAUUGACGUCCAUCACGGUGACGGCGUCGAGGAGGCUUUCCAUAGCACAGACCGUGUCUUGACCUGCUCCUUCCACAAGUACGCCCCCGAGGUCUUCUUCCCCGGCACCGGCGGUCUUGACGACACCGGUCCCAAGUCGGAGCACAAUCCAGGUGCUCACCACGCCAUCAAUGUACCCCUUAACGAUGGCAUUACCGACGAGCAGUAUGGCCACCUCUUCCAGUCCGUCAUUGGCAAGAUCAACGAAAAGUUCCGUCCUUCGGUCAUCGCCCUUCAGUGUGGCGCCGACUCGCUCGCCGGCGACCGCCUGGGAAGGUUCAACCUGCAAGUCCAGGGUCACGGUGCCUGCGCAAAGUUUUGCAAAACCUUCGGCAUCCCCAUGAUCAUGUUCGGCGGCGGUGGCUACACUCCCCGCAAUGUGGCCCGCGCAUGGGCCUAUGAGACAUCGGUGGCCAUCGACGUUGACGAAAAGAUCAACAAGAUUAUUCCCGAGCACACUCCCUGGCGGAAGCACUUUGUCCAGGAGGAGCUCUUUCCCUCUCUAGAGCAGAUUCUGGGUGAACCGCGUGCGAAUAGGAACUCGCAGAAGCGGCUUCAGGAAAUCAUUCAGCAUGUGCAUGAGCAGUUGCGCUUCGUCAACGCCGCCCCCAGCGUGCAGCAGCAGGUGAUUCCGCCAGACCUGGGUGGCAUCCGGGACGAUGUCGAGGACCGCCUCAAAGAGGAAAGCGAAGAGCGGGAUGAAGGGCUCAGACGGGACAGGGAGGAAGGUUUGGGUAUCGGCGGCGAGUUUUAG